This is a messenger RNA of Melopsittacus undulatus (budgerigar), 3311 nucleotides long. RefSeq names its product transmembrane protein 68-like. The coding region runs from base 252 to 1244 and encodes 330 amino acids. The record is from RefSeq and is a predicted model, not a curated record. Gene Ontology annotation, molecular function: acyltransferase activity. The transcript has 7 exons. NCBI's taxonomy places the organism in Eukaryota, Metazoa, Chordata, Aves, Psittaciformes, Psittaculidae.
GGCUCCCGUGCCCCCCACGGCGCGGAGUUCCCCUUCCGCUCCCGUCCGCCGCCGCUCUCCUUGUCCCCGCACCGCCUCCUCUGUCCCCGAGCAGCGCGGUGCCACCCGCCUGCGCCCCGCCGCGGGAGCCGCCCAGGCCCGGCCGCCCCGCGGGCAGCCAUCCUCCGCGGGGGCGGCGGGCGGAGAAGUAAAACCAGGCCCCGGCAGGGACGCGGGGCUGGAAUCGGAACUGCCGCCGCCAGGGCAAGGAGAUGAUAGGUGAAAAUGAAUCUUGUGCUGCAGGACCGAUGCCUAUGUCCUACUUAACCUGCCUGACAUACAUUCUGCGAGAAUGGACUGGUGUGGAGCAUAUUGAAGAUUAUCUGAGUUAUGCAGUCUACCUUUCAUGGGUGCUUUUUCCACUUGUAGCAGUUUUUCUACUACCAGGAGUUCUUGUCAUCCUCUUCUACACUUCCAUUCUCCUUCUUCAUAUUUAUAAAAGGAAAAAUGAACUAAAGGAAGCCUAUUCCAAUGAUUUCUGGGAUGGCGCAAAACUAAUGUUGGCUACCCUAUGGGAUGGACAUGGAAGAAUAUGGCAUGGUUAUGAACUUCAUGGUGCUGAAAAUAUUCCUGAAGGUCCAGGGCUUGUUGUGUUUUAUCAUGGAGCUACUCCUGCUGAUUGUGUCUAUUUCAUAGCUAGACUUCUUAUACAAAAGAAGAGAUACUGCCAUGUAGUAGCUGAUCAUUUCGUCUUUAGAUUACCAGGUUUUAAAAUAUUACUUGAUGCAAUUGGAGUCAUGCAUGGACCAAAAGAAGAAUGUGUCAAUGCUCUGAAGAAGGGCUCUCUGAUAGCCAUUGCCCCAGGUGGAGUUCGGGAAGCACUCUUUAGUGAUGAAAUGUAUACUAUUCUCUGGGGUAAUCGCAAGGGCUUUGCUCAGGUGGCCAUUGAUGCAAAAGUGCCCAUCAUUCCUAUGUUUACACAAAAUGUUCGAGAAGGCGUUAGGACAUUAGGAGGAAUAAAAAUACUUAGGUCACUGUAUGAACGUAUUAGAUUGCCAAUAGUUCCUGUGUACGGUGGGUUUCCAGUCAAGCUUCGCACAUUUAUUGGAAAACCCAUUCCAUAUGAACCAAAUGUAACAGCAGAGGAACUAACUGCAAAGACAAAAGCAACACUCCAAGCUCUAAUAGAGAAACAUCAGCAAUUACCAGGAAAUAUAUUUAGGGCUUUAAUGGAACGAUUUCAAACACAAAAGAAAGAAGAUUAAGGUCUUCUGAAUGAACUACUAUUUAGUUAAAAUAUUCUUAAGGUCAUAUUUGUAACUUAUUAAUUCUUCUAAUAGUAGGUUUUAAAUACUGUCCUAAUGAUACUGCUGUAUAUUUUAAGAUACAAAACACUUUACUUUGCCUUUCCGCCUGCCUGGAAUCAAGCUCAGGAACCCAAACUUCAAAUCAUUCGUAAUGGGGCAAAGUUCAGAAAUUUAGUUUUUGACAAAUACAUUCCUACCUUGAAAGUGUUGGGUUCUGUGUUUUGCUUUCAGUUUGUUUUUUGUUUUUUUUUGACACUGCAGGUCUUUAUGUACACGGUCUCUUGUCUAUUUUGUUGUACUGUACUGUCCUCCCCACCCCACCACCUAUGGUUACUCUUUAACCUGAUUGUUAGUUCUGCUGUAGAGCUAGAUCCUUACUGUCUUGAUCGUCAUCACUGUAACAAGGUUUUGCAGGCCAGAUUAAUGCCGUGCAGCAUUUAUGAAACCUUUCUUUGGGUUGUUACUCCUGUGCUGCUGGGAAACGGUCAGCCUUCUGUGGCAUGUAGAACCUCUAGCUAUGCCUGCAAAACCUACAGUGGAAAGCGUUUAAUUUUACUGGGUGACUUCAGAAGGAGUUUGGAGGAAUGAAAAUUGAUUAGAGAACUGCAGUGAACCAAGGAAGCUUGUUACUGUAUCAUUCCAGUGCUGUGAAUGAGAACCCUCAGCAUAGCUGCUAUUCCAUACCAAGCCAUAUUGGAUAUAUACCUUUGAGUAGAGAGUUAUCCCAUAUACUUCUCAGUGAACCUGCAAACUCUGCUUUGAAAGAAUGAACCAAUCAUUUAAGCUUUAAGAAGUGGAAAUAAGAGUACUAUUUAGUAACAUGAGCUCAUAAAUUUCUAUUUUGAAGGAAAGAAAAGGUUAGUACAAUGUUCCUUUUAAAAGUACUAGUUCUUUUGCAAAACAGAAUAGACAUUUCCAAAUAGCCCUUAGAUCUAGUAUAGGUGUAAACUGUUAAACAUCCAUAUUCUUCAAACACAGUUGUUUAUCUAAGUUAUUAAAUCAGUGUUGAGAGGGAAAUCCUAUAUAUUUCCCUUAACCGAAGAGAAUUGAAUGAACAGGAAAGAAUAUGCACUUACAGUAAAUUAUAUUCUUAUAUUUUUUCUGAACUAAAGCCUGUGCUUUUAUUGUCCAAAUAGGAAAUACCUGAAAUAUUUCUUCUGAUUGCCAGAAAGUUUGAUCUACUGUUCUUAAAGUAACAUCUGGGAACUCUUUAGUUUUGGGAUAAGGAAAAAAUCCUUGAGGAAGGACAAAAGAGGUUUUGUUUUAUUACAUGGUCUCCUUUCAAUGUUGUUGGUGUUUGACAUUUUCUUAAAAGUAAAGCAAAAAAAAAAAUCAAAACCCAAACAAAAAAAGGCAACUUUGGAAAGAGCAGUUGUAUUCAAUUUAGUACCAUUCCUCCCACCAUUUAAUGAUGUGCUUUGCUUUAUACUCUUUUAAAUGCAUAAAUUAGUGAGAGUACAUGUAAGUGAUGCCCUAUGUUAGAAAAAUAUCACUUUAUGGGAAAGAGGCUAUAAAUUAUGGUUAGCAAAGCUCACUUAUUUUAUGAUGUUAUUUUGUAUCAAAAGCAUUUUACGUGGUGUUGAAUUAAAUUGAUCAAAGCUUCUGGGGAAGAAUCGUGUUAUACGAAUGCAAAUGCCUAUUCUGAAUUUUAUACUUCGGUUUUAUUCGAAAGCAAUAUUGUAUUGUUUUUAAUUUAUUGGAAUGUUUUUAAAAAUAAUGAUGUUAACACAGUAUGUCUUUUAAAGUGAUACUGCUAAAUUCCUACACUGGAGUAUAACUUGAGUAUGACUGUUCCUACUGUUCAUCUCAAGGAAGAUGUACAUCAAUCUAUAUUGUAACUUUCUCAAAGGCAGCUGAGCAUAUUUUGUGUAGAGGUUGCAUAUAUGUAAAAGAAAACUCAGUCUAGAAGAUCCUGUCAGACAUGGAUAUUUGUGAUCUGAGAUUUUGUAAAAUUUAUUUUACUAAGUAUGUGGGCUUUUUGAUGUAGUUUUGUCCCUCUUAAGUAGUAAAAUUUAUUUGUACACA